AGUGCUGUAACGUCAUAUCACUCAAGAAUCAUGUUGCAUACAACCGUGUUUAAGCUGUCACUUGACGUAGUGAGGAUGUUGGCAGAGCUCGUGGUGUUGGCAGGCACCAGUCAGACCGCCGUUGUCGUCUGGAUGACGCAUGCGCGCCGCCCGACCUUAGCCCGUCCUCAGCCAGUCGACGUUUCGCGCCACGCAGUCCUACAUGUAAAUAAAUUCAUUUCACGCUUACUGAAGUACGCAUCACUUUCGUUUUCAGUUGCAAUACCGUGUUUACGUGUCUUUGUGCUCGUGUUGUGGUUUAAAUUGACUUGGAUUUUGCUAACGAAGACACCGAAUUUAAUUCUCGAGGAGGGGAGGUGUAUGGAGUUCUGCUGUCAGAUUUGGUCGGGAGCUGUCAAAUAUCUACUAAACGCACUGCACUCUGUACAAAAGCACACCAAAAGAUUCACGCAGAUGAGCGGCGACCGCGCCGGCAGCGGGACGCAGUGUGGUCUGACGUCACUGCUGCCGAUGUCGUGCCGCGGGCGCGCUGCCGCAUUUGCGCGCGACUUGCACUCCCGCUUGCGCAACCUCGGCGCCGGACACGAUGACUGUGACAGCAACUGGAUCGCGCGCGACACCGCCGCCACACACAGACCCGCCAACUCCGCACAAAGGGACCUAGACACAUUCUACGAUUUCGAACUAGAAUGCGAGAGUCCUUCCAGUCCUGUCGACGAAUACGAUGGAGCGUUUCCGGAACGAGCUGCUGCAGCAGACACGGAACAGCCAUUCUACGAUCUCGAAAACGAAACCGAGACCAAAGAGCAGGCCAGGUUAAUGUUGAAGCAGCCGGAUAAAAAUAAAAAUGGUUUCAAAUUCUCCACUGCAUUCUACACAGACUAUUCACCAGUGAAAUUACAACCGGUCCCGCGAGAAAACGGUCAUACAGACAAACCCCUUUAUUCUCCUAUAAGUUUUGAAGGUUGUGCGCGACAAAACAGCUACGAUGAAAUCGAUUGUGCAGUUCGGCCUGCGGUUGUUGUAGAAUCUGAACGACUCAGCUCCCCACUGAAUCAUUCGAUAAUACCGGAUAGCGAUUCUGAGUUUGAGUCUGCCAAAAGCGAUCCGUCGGAGGCCAACGACGAGGUUACAUUAACAGAAAAGUCAUUGGAAAAUGAUGUGACGGAGGGUAUCGAAAACUUGUCAAUUAUAGAUCUCGAUCUCGUCGAAGAGGAAAUUCCUGUAGACAAUAUCGAUAUUGAAGUAACAGCCGCUACUGAUCUUAUUGAUUCGACUCAAAUUAUUACCAGUGAAGUUUCUGAAGACAACGAGAUAUCUCCUACUCCCGAAAUUGAUCCUAAGUUUUUAAGCACAGAGUGUAAAGAAGAUGAAGAGGCAGAAGACGAUCGUCCCCAACGCGUUCGUAGGUGCUCAUCACUUAAAACUGGCAAAACGCCACCCGGUACGCCGGGACGAAAGAAAAUAGUUCGCUUCGCCGACGUAUUGGGCCUCGAUUUAGCAGACGUCAAGACGUUUAUGGAUGAAAUUCCAGUCAUUCCAAAAUCCGCCUACGACGAUCUAACAGGCUGCGACAUGCUGAGUUCCUCGCCGCCUGCCCGGACGCCGCCCAGACUCGGCGCUCUCACAUUAGUACCUUUAUUCCAGGUACCGCGUGACGUCACAGAGAAGCUAGAAAAGAUGCUCGUCUGUCUAGAGAGCGCACGAGUUUGCGACGGCGCUCACGUAACGGUUUGUGGAUCGGUGCGCGUAAGAAAUUUAGAUUUUCAUAAAACUGUACAUAUUCGAUACACGAUGAAUAGAUGGAAAACGUACACCGAUCUCCAGACGACUUACGUGCAGGGCUCCUGCGACGGAUACUCGGACCGCUUUCAGUUUGUGCUAUACGCACCGUGCAUAACUUCGGGACAGAGGUUAGAGUUGGCCGUUCGAUUCCAAUGCAAGGGGCAGCAGUUUUGGGACAAUAACAGCGGAGCUAACUAUUGCUUCGAUUGCCUCGCGUUGGGGGCGACUGCGCCGAUGCAGACGACGACCGCGGCGCUUCACCCUACUGUGGACUGGCACCCAUCUUUUUACUGACGCUCUGAGCGAAGAUAUGCGGGAUGCUAGCCGUACUGUAAGAGCGGUGAAAACGAGUGGACGAGUCCUUUGAGGCAGGAGUGUGUCUUGCGAGUCCGGCUGGUCCGGAACUACAGCGUGAGCUCGAACGACAAACCGUUGUUGCCUCAUUUAAUUGUGUGCUUUGUGUACAACGAUCAAUUACUAGGAGAAGCAAUAUGGCGUCCUAAUAUUAUGAGGCUUGAAAUGUAAAGCGUUUUUUGUGAUAUAAUUUAGAGUAGGUGUAGAAUUUAUUGAAUCGAGAGAUCAUCUCGUUCGGAGUGCCAUUCGCAUUAACGACCUAUCUGAUUAUAAAAUUUUCUUUAUGAUUUUGUAGUAUAACGUAAACGAGAAUAUAGAAACUAUGAAAUGUUAUAAAUACAAUAUAAUAAUUAUUAAAACGACCGAUGGAGUGAGUGAGUUGAAUGUGAACUGUGUACAUAGUUAGAGAGGUAUAUUCUGAAUGUUAUUAAUAUUUUAAUAAUUUUUACAAACUAUUAGCCUUAUUAAAUAAUUAGAUCUAUAUCGAAAUAAAUCACUUAGACUGUGUUUGUUAAUCAUGAAUUAGAUGGUAUGAAUUUUUUUUAUUAUUGUUAUUAAUAAUGUGAAUAUAAUUCAAUGCCUUUAUAAUAUAGAAGUUUUUAGAUUCUUACAACCGUUAAUAACUCUUUAUAAUUAUUUUUUAUAAGACUACAUACAUUUAAGAUUAUCCUGUCCUACAAAAACUGUAAC
This is a messenger RNA of Papilio xuthus (Asian swallowtail), 2829 nucleotides long. RefSeq names its product Glycogen binding subunit 76A (gene Gbs-76A). Gene Ontology annotation, cellular component: protein phosphatase type 1 complex. The coding region runs from base 31 to 2079 and encodes 682 amino acids. Gene Ontology annotation, biological process: regulation of glycogen biosynthetic process. The transcript is spliced from 4 exons. Gene Ontology annotation, molecular function: protein phosphatase 1 binding; glycogen binding. The record is from RefSeq and is a predicted model, not a curated record. NCBI's taxonomy places the organism in Eukaryota, Metazoa, Arthropoda, Insecta, Lepidoptera, Papilionidae.